UCCUCCUGUUUUAUCAUAGAGGCGCUGUAAACACAGCACUUUAUAGAUACGUAAACAGCAAGGACUUUCUAACCUUAAGAAAUGUUAAGUUUUGUAUCUUAACAUUUAAUAACAUUUUUAAUAUGGAGCAGUAACUUUAAUCUUUCUAUUAUAGACGAUUAAUUAUAAUAUAAAUAAAUCGAGAUUCUGAUAAAAAAUUUGUAGAAAAUAAUUAUCAAGAUCCCAUCAUGGAUGUAAGUGCGUUGUUCAAAGCCAGUGUGAAGACUGUGAAUCUGUGUAACAAGGAACUCGGUGUGUUGACAAACAACAAAUUAAAAAAGCCAAAAACAAAAAGUGCUUUUAGCAUGAAAGUGCAGUCAGUGGUCACACAGAUUUUCAAAUUACGUGAAUUCCUACUCGAAAAUCGCAAAGCCUAUCUGAACUUUUCCAACUAUUUGUCCAGUACACCGCACAUGACUGACACAGAGCGUGAUGAAAUUGACAUUGGCGCGCAACAGAUAAUGACCACUUGCUCGCAGCUCGUGAAGGAUUUAAAAAGAGAGAUCGGGACGUCUAUGGAAGUCUCACAGCAGAACAUCGAACAUCGUGAGAUCAUGCUGUUGUUGAUAGAAGAUUAUCUGAAGAACGUAUGCAAGAUCUACUCGGAGCAGAAAGCGAUGCGCGUAAAACGUACGAUUGAGAUGCGGCGAAUUGCCAAAUUGCAGGCAGAUACAAAGUCUGUGAAUAAACUGUCAACAAUGACAACAAAGAAGACAGAUUCAAACGAAGAAAAAUCGACAAACGAUUAUUACGGUAAAAACGAUUCGAACGGGUCCAAUUUGAUGAAGAUUGAAGAAGUCAAUGGAGACGUUAGCACGUUGGCGUAUGAAGAAGAACUGUCGACCGAAGACAUUCAAAUGUUUGAAUCAGAGAACGAGCAAUUGUAUAAUGAGCUAAGUUCUGUGGCAGAGGAAGUCAGACAAAUUGAAAGCAAGGUGGUACACAUCGCCGAGUUGCAGGAAAUCUUCACGGAAAAAGUUCUAGAUCAGGAUAAAGACUUAGACAAACUAAUGACUACUGUAGUUGGUUCAACGGAGAAUGUAAAGGAAGCGAACGAACAGAUUCGGCAAGCGAUGAGACGAAACGCCGGGUUUAGAGCAUGGACCCUCUUCUUUGUUGUUGUGAUGGCGUUCUCGCUCUUGUUCCUUGAUUGGUAUAAUCCCUAAAAAAUUUUUUAGUUUGUUUUUGAAAAACAAAAAAUAGGAUAUCUAUUAUGUAUCUUUUCGAGUUUUUGAUCAUGAUUUCGUUCAAAUCUCUUUGAUCUAUUGUGAAUUUUAUAUAAAUGGAUGUAUGUAUAAUUUAUAUAUAUACAUUAUAAUUAAAUAUAUGUAUAUAUAUAAUUUAGAUACUAUCUUUGUUAUAUAAAUGUAUAUUUGUAUAUUCACUACUGUGCAUUACUGUCUUCCUUUUUGUGAAAAAAAUAGGAGGUUCUCUCUGUCUGGUAACAAUGCGCGUAGAAAAAGAAGCUCUCUACAUCUUUUUUUACUUUUUUUUUAUUAUUUCGAUCAAAAUCGACAUUUUAAUUGCUUUGAAAGUGUCGAAAAGAAUCCGAUAGUGUUUUGGAUUAUUUCCGACAUGAUUGUCACAUUUUUCCGAUGUUACUAUAGGUAUGUAGAUAAAGCAGUAAAAAACAAAACGAAAUCAUUUUGAUUGGAUAUGAGUCCGACAAGGUAUAUAAUAGCGAUCCUCAGAGAUGUAUAUUUAUAAAACAAUGUUUAUAAAGAAUUUUAGUCUUUAACUAUUAUUGAUAAGAUUCAUGAUAUACUGCAAUUGUUGUUAGUUUUGUCGAAAGAAAAUAAAUUGUGAUCAAAAGGAAAGAAAAAAGAGAAAGAAGAACACGUUUGCCAAAAUAUUUCACUUUAUAUUUUACUCCCACAGAAACAUCAUUUAUAGUAUAUUUAUAAUUUACAAUCAAGUCCCCGGCUAUUUGCGUUUUUCAUAAAGUCUUUUUUUUUUUUUCUUAUACAUUAUCCCACUGUUUUGCAUUUACUGACGUUGAAACUAUAUGAAAGAUGGAAAAAACGUCACGUCAUAUUUAUAUACUGUGGACUUAUGAUUUUCACUCUAAUAUAUUUAUGUAUAAUAUGGAAAAAGCAGACGAAAAAGAAAAACGCAAAACCAAACGGACACUUGAUUGCAAUUAAAUUUGUAUUACAUAUAUAUAAAACUUAUUCUAUCACCAUUUAUACA
Molecule: messenger RNA, 2229 nt
Organism: Pseudomyrmex gracilis
Lineage: Eukaryota; Metazoa; Arthropoda; Insecta; Hymenoptera; Formicidae
Gene: Syx18
Product: syntaxin-18
Exons: 2
Coding region: 228-1205 (325 amino acids)
Biological process (GO): retrograde vesicle-mediated transport, Golgi to endoplasmic reticulum
Cellular component (GO): SNARE complex; endoplasmic reticulum
Source: RefSeq, a predicted model, not a curated record